Alligator mississippiensis (American alligator) is the source of this 5358-nucleotide messenger RNA. It is a transcript of the gene PLB1, whose product is annotated as phospholipase B1. Lineage: Eukaryota; Metazoa; Chordata; Crocodylia; Alligatoridae. Gene Ontology annotation, molecular function: A2-type glycerophospholipase activity; phosphatidylcholine lysophospholipase A1 activity; retinyl-palmitate esterase activity. The transcript is spliced from 47 exons. The record is from RefSeq and is a predicted model, not a curated record. The coding region runs from base 192 to 3794 and encodes 1200 amino acids. Gene Ontology annotation, biological process: phospholipid metabolic process. Gene Ontology annotation, cellular component: brush border membrane.
CAUCCAGGAAGCAAUGCAGCUGUUCCAAUGAACAUUCCAGACUUGAUGAUGUCAUAUUGAGAUGGUCCUAUCGGGAUGCCUGGAAAAAGCUGCUGGAGUCAAGGAGAUAUGAUGUGAGGGAUGAUUUCACUGUUGUUCUUCAGCCCUUCCUGCAAGACAUAAAUCUGCCAUUUAGAACAGGCAAACAAGUUAUGGGCAGUUCCAUAUCCAAGAUGCAGGUGGAACUCACUGAAGGGGAACAUGCUGCCUUGGGUGUGAUCCUCUGGAACAACAUGAUGGAACCAGUUGGGCAAAAGGAACCUGAUCAGUUCACAGAAAUGCUUCAAGCACGGUGCCCAUCUCAGGAGCAUCCCUAUUUUUUCACGUACAAGAAUAGUAACUACUUGUCUUUUCCUGUGACCUCACAUACUGAAGUAUUGUCUCAGGAAAGAAGCUAUGGGACAAGCAUUCCCUGUCCAGACCACAGACCCUCUAAUUCAGUUCCUGUUUCAGUUCACAAUUUGAGGCCUGCAGACAUUAAGGUGAUUGCCGCCCUGGGAGAUUCACUCACAGCAGGUAGUGGGGCAGCAGCCAAACCCAAUGAUGUUCUAGAUGUUCUUACUCAGUACCGAGGUCUUUCUUGGAGUAUUGGAGGAAAUGAAAACAUAAGCACAGUCACCACUCUAUCAAAUAUUCUUCGUGAAUUCAAUCCUUCCCUUCAAGGGUACUCCACUGGCUCUGGUGGGCCGAAUACACCGAAUGCAUUCCUCAACCAGGCUGUGAUAGGAGAUCGUGCAGAGGAUGUCCCUGCACAGGUUCGGAAACUAGUGGACCUGAUGAAGAAUGAUGUGAGAAUAAAUUUCCAGGGAGACUGGAAGCUCGUAACACUUUUUAUAGGAGGAAAUGACCUGUGCAAAUUCUGCAAUGAUCCUAUAACUUUUUCUCCUGAGAACUUUACCAGAAACAUACAAACAGCUUUGGAUAUGCUUCAUAAAGAGGUACCUCGGACAUUUGUGAAUCUGGUGACAGUGCUUCGCAUAAUAACCCUACGCGAGCUGUAUCAGGAGGCGAGCAUUAAUUGUCCAAGGGCGCUCAUGAGGAGUCUGUGUCCUUGUCUAUUGAAGUAUGAUGCCAAUUCCACUGAAACUGAGAUGCUAAAGUCCUUUAAUAGAAGAUAUCAGGAGGGAACCCACCAACUAGUUGAAAGUGGAAGGUAUGACACAAAGGAAGACUUCACAGUGGUUGUGCAGCCAUUUCUGGAAAAAGUGUCAAUGCCCAAGACCAAGGAAGGAUUGCCUGAUGCCUCAUUUUUUGCCCCAGACUGUUUCCACUUCCACCAAAAGGCUCAUUCUCAGGCUGCCCGUGCCCUGUGGAACAACAUGCUAGAAUCCCAUGGAGAGAAGACGGAUGCACAGGCUCUUGAAGAAGUGAUAACCCUCAAAUGUCCAAGCCAGGCUCAGCCAUUUCUGAAGACCUACAAGAACAGUAAUAUUACAUACUCCAAUGAAACGACACCACCACUGCCUUCAGCUGCUCCCCCAGGGCAGAGACCAGAUGAGAAUCAUGGAAGCCAGCUGCUAUGUGAGGGCCAGGCUCCUUCCAUCUCGUAUCCCACUUCAGUGCAUGCCUUGAAACCAGCUGAUGUGCGAGUGAUAGCAGCCCUUGGGGAUUCUUUGACUGCUGGUAAUGGAAUUGCCUCUGGACCAAACAACCUCUCCGAUGUGGAUACAGAAUAUCGGGGGCUGUCCUGGAGUGUUGGAGGGGAUGCCUCAUUAGGAAGUGUGACAACUCUGCCGAAUAUCUUUCGUGAGUUCAAUGUUAACCUCACGGGUUACUCGACUGGCAUUGGGAAUGCAAGUGAGCCAAACGCCUUUCUCAAUCAGGCCAUUCCUGGAGCAGAGGCUAAGGGAUUACCAAACCAAGCAAGAACUCUGGUGAGACUAAUGAAAAAUGAUCCGAGAAUUAACUUUAAUGUCGACUGGAAGAUCAUCACUGUGUUAAUUGGAGCCAAUGAUCUGUGCAACUAUUGCAAAGACCCUAAUCACUAUUCAGCUGUAAAUUUCACUAGGCACAUUCAAGAAGCCCUUGACAUUUUGCAUGCAGAGGUUCCCAGAGCCUUUGUGAAUCUGGUUGAAGUAAUGGACCUCAUCCCUUUGAGGCAGAUGUUUCAGGAUAGCCAAGGACAGUGCCCCACACAUCUAGAAGACAAUCUGUGUGGCUGUGUUCUCCCAGUGAAGGAAGGCUCACAGCAACUGGUGAUGGUGACAGAAGCUACAAGAGCCUACAAGGAAAGUGUUCAGGUGUUAACAGAGUCUGGCAAGUAUGAUACCCAUGAGAAUUUCACUGUGGUGGUGCAGCCUUUCUUUCGAAAUACCAAGAUUCCUCUUCUUCAGGAUGGACGUUCAGAUCUCUCCUACUUUGCACCUGACUGCUUCCAUCUGAAUCAGAAAUCCCACUCUCAGCUCUCCCGGGUACUCUGGAACACCAUGCUUCAGCCUAUAGGAGAGAAAAUGGAAUCCAUUGACUUUACAGCUAAUAUUGCCCUGAGCUGUCCAACUGCACAUAAGCCCUUCCUGGGAACAUACAGGAACAAAAACUCCAGUAAUGGGUCAAUUCAGAAUUGGGGCAGUGACCUGCUGUGUCCUGAACAGAAAGUAUCUAAAAGUGUCCCAACAUCAGUUCAUGAACUACGGCCAGUUGACAUCAAAGUCAUAGCAGCACUGGGAGAUUCCCUGACAACUGCUGUAGGAGCGCAAGCAACCAGCUGGAAUGACUUGGACACAGCCUGGAGAGGACUUUCCUGGAGCAUUGGAGGUGAUGGAACCCUGGAAACUCAUACAACGUUACCUAAUAUUUUGAAGAAGUUUAAUCCAAAUAUUUUUGGCUUCUCUACUGGCACCAAGAAGGAAAUGGCUGGGUUCAACGUAGCUGCAGCUGGAGCCAAAGCACUCAAUAUGUCAACCCAGGCCCGUACACUGGUGGAGCUAAUGAGAAACAGUUUGAAAAUGAACUUCAAGUUGGACUGGAAACUGAUCACAAUCUUCAUUGGAGGCAAUGACCUGUGCCAGUACUGCUUGGACCCGGAGACCUAUUCAGUAGAAAAGUAUGUCAAACACCUCCAGGACACUCUGGACAUUCUUUACAAGGAGCUCCCUCGAGCCUUUGUCAACUUGGUGGAGAUAAUGGAGAUCUCAGGUCUGCGUCAGAUAGAAAGAGAUGCCUCAGGUGUGCCCGAAGGGAGGAGUGUUUGUCCAUGUGUCUUAAACCCCCAGGAAAAUUCUCCUGAGUUACAAGAAAUGAGAAGAAUUAACAGAGAUUUUCAGUUGAAAAGCAUGCUGAUGGUCAACAGUGGCCGUUACGAACAGCGGGAAGAUUUCACUGUAGCGGUGCAACCGUUUUUCCGAAAUACCAUGAUGCCAUUAAACAAUGCUAGGAAGCCAGAUCUGAGUUUCUUUGCUGUGGAUUGCUUCCAUUUUGCUGAGAGAGGCUAUGCUGAGAUGGCCAUGGCUCUCUGGAAUAACAUGCUGGAGCCAGUUGGUAGAAAACAGAGCUAUAAUAACUUUACUUACAACAGAAUGAAACUCAAGUGUCCAAGUUUGGAGAAUCCCUUUCUUUAUACAUCAAGAAACAGUGGAUUGCAAAAUACAGUUCCCAGCCCAAAGGAAAUAGCAGUGCCUUACUGGGCGGUUAUAGUGGCGGCAGCAGCUGGAGUCCUGGCUGGUUCCCUGCUUGUUUGGGCUGUAUUGGUAAGAAGAUCCAGAAAGCAGCAGAAGAAGAGACAGAUUGCAACAGAAAUGAAAUCAACAUUUCUAUAAACCAGACUCUCUCAGGGAACUUAUAUCUGCCUCUGCUGGAAUUGGGGUGAUGGGAAAGAGCUCUUUUUGAUACUCAACUGUUUCAUCAUCUAAAUGGAUUGGCCAGUGAAUUGGAACUAGAUCAUCUCGACUGUACAUGAUAGUAGAGCAUUCGCUAACCUGGCAGUGUCUUCUGCACGUAGCCAUGCCUAGAAAGGAAUCAAAAGUAUACAUCAAGGCUUCUUCCUUCUAGGUGUACUAAUCAUCUAUGGGAUGAAAAUUACCCUACAUAUCAAGUCCUAACAUGAAGUGAGAAAACUAUUCAUGCCUUAUCCAGUGCAGGCUCAACUGUUUUCUAUUGCAUGUUUAUAUGGAAUAAAAUGAUAUAUCACAAUUAUGAAGUUUUAGCUAUUCUCCAGUAAGUGGCACAAAAAAAGGAACAGGUAUCUAGGUUGUAGCCAUAUUGGUCUAGAGGAAAAAGCAAUCAGUGUUCAUAGUAGAGUUGAUAUCUUUUAUUAGACCAACAAGAUUUUUGCAGAAAAAAUUCUUUAAUUGCAAGCUUUCUGGCACAAACACCCUUUAUCAGGUGUUGGAGAAAAGACUGUAAAUGUUCUCCUGGGUAGAAAUGAAAGUUCAUAUUUCAUAGGAUUUCACAGAGGAGUCAGUAGAUGGAAAACUCCUCUGGGAACAGGACUUUAUUUGUUGGAUCCAAGUAAAAGCUGUAAGCUUUGAGAUACUAAGUCUCAAUAUAAAGAAAAAAAAAAAGCUUUAUUCAAUAUUUCCAAUCUGGCUGGAGGCCUAAAGAGAACUGACUGAACCCUUCUUAAAGGACUUGCCACAUCUUAUGCAAAUUUCAUGUCUUCCUGGUCUGCUCUUUCCAUAAGUUGUUUCAAAAUUCUGAUCAAGAACUUGGAAUGUGAAGAUCACCUUUUUCUUUGUCUGCACUUUCCUGACAUUUGGGAGAGGCUUGAUGCAGGCUGUAAUUUCCUGUAUUAACUGUUUUAAUUAUGAUAUGUUAAUUCUGUUGAAACUGAAGAGAAUUUUAACUUGCUACGGGUUUGUGGGGUGUGCUGUGCUCACAUUCCAAGAAUCAUGAAUAAUAGGGAGGAACUAGAUAUGAAAUGGAUCUUGAGCAAGGGCUGUGCUGCCUGGGUUCCUAAACCUGCUCAGCAUUCACCCAAAAAAUAUAUUUUCAAGCACACCGAAACUCCUUUGUUUUUCCCUUUCAGUAUCCAUGGCGCCUUUGUACACACCACAAAAUUGGCGUUUAAAGCAGCUUUAAUGUCCUUUUGCACCACUUUAACGGAAUUGAUGUUUGCAUGCUCAGCAGCAUAUUCUGCUUUAAAUGACUUUAGUACAUAGCAAGAUAAAACACCUCCGAGGUGUUUUAGUUUGCUACCUAACAAAGUGCAACAGUGCACAAGGCGCUGGAAGCUGACAUGCUCAGGGCUUGGUGGGCCCUGUGAAGCUCAAGGGUUGUGGGACCCAGCAGUAACCCAUGCAGGCAGGCUCCACUGAAGGAAAAAAAAAGCGGUGAGCCUGAUCCCUUUUUUUUCACCCCAGAGCCUUUCUGCUUGCUUGAGGU